AUUAUAAGGUAUUACACAAUAUUAUAGUAAUUAUUGUGUAAUCAAUAGAUUAAUGCAAUUCUAUUGAAAUCCAAUUGACAUUCAAUUUAAUAGAUUCACUAAAUGUGUGACAAAUGUGUGACAAAUGUGUGACAAAUGUGUGACAAAUGUGUGACAAAUGUGUGACCAAAAUAUACACUAACUUUGAAUCCAUUGAUUAUCACAUCAAUUGAUCCACUGAUGGACAUACACUCAAAUCACGAGCUCAUUGCUCUUUAUGGACAAAUCAAAGAGUUGAUCACCGAAGAGACGCAACAAAAGGAAAGACUUAAACAAAUGUUGAUUAAUACUGAAGACAACAAAGACUGGAAUCAACAAGUGAUCCAACAAUUGAGACAAUCAUUACAAGAGGCGCACAAAUGUAUUAAAAGCCAAAACAAAGCUUUGGAUCAAAUUAAUCAAUUAAAAGAAACCAAUCGUUUGUCGAAUGAAAAGAUAUCUGAAUUAAACCAAACAUUGACCACAAAUGACAAAUCGAUGAAUUCAAAGAUUAAUGAAUUGAUGACACGUUUAAAUUCAAAGGAAAAAACUAUUCAAGAGUUGAAUUUGAAGACCAGUGGCAAAGAGAUAUCAUUGAAUCAAAUGAAACGCGAAUUAAGUGACAAUAAGGAGAAAAGCGAACAAAAUAUCGCUGAAAUCAAAGAUUUUUACGAACAGAAGAUUAAAAGUCUUUACAAAGACUCUGACGAAAAGUUACACAAAUGUAUGCAACGGAAUGACGAAAAGAUAAUUGAAGUAAAAGCUAAUUGUUUGCGAAGUAUUGAAAAAACCAAAGAAGAAUAUGAAACAAAACUCAGACGAUAUGAAAUGGAAAACAAAGAAUUAAACGAAAAAUAUUCACAUAUGAGACUUGAGUCGGAGGCCCGCAAAAUGUCCAACAAAUUUGCCACAAAUGCUACCAAAAGUGGUUGUCAUUCAAAGACCAAGUUUUCAAAGAAUAAACUAUCGAUUCGAGUCAUGGAUUCAGAAGACGAUGAACUGAACGCACCUACUGUUGAAUUGGUCGGACAAAAGCGCAAGAAAUUGAUGCCAAAUAAUGAUUCUUAUUUGGAUUAUCUUAGAGAUGAACCAUAAGUUGUUUAAUACAUUAACUAAAAUAUAAAUAUUAAUUUGUAUUUUUAUGUAAA
Messenger RNA from Oppia nitens, 1166 nucleotides. RefSeq lists its product as uncharacterized. NCBI's taxonomy places the organism in Eukaryota, Metazoa, Arthropoda, Arachnida, Sarcoptiformes, Oppiidae. The transcript is spliced from 3 exons. The coding region runs from base 220 to 1113 and encodes 297 amino acids. The record is from RefSeq and is a predicted model, not a curated record.